UAUCGGAAGCAAUUCAGGGUUGCACAGCUCUGCAUUACAUGACCUGUGUUCAAUAAGUGGCAAGCAAACCUUCGCUUUCACUGUCCUCUUCGUCCUAAAAUGACAAAUAGUCCACCAUGUAUGCUGUAAUGGUGCACGUUUUCCGUCGUGGGACGUCAACGUUAAUUCGUAACACAGCUGCCACCAUGAGCCAGAUGAGCAUGCGCGCACUGUCUGUGAGCCAUCACAUGCUGGCCAAGCCGGAUAAACCUAAAGACGACCAGGAGGUGAAUAAUGAGCCCAUUAGGUUCUCCACCAGCAAGGCCAGUCCCAGGACUUGGAAUGUCAACCGCUCUAUGGGGGAUCACUAUGAGCGGCCAUGGUGGAAAGUCCUCCCCCUCAGUGCUGCUGUGGCCAUCUUCUUAUUGUGGUGUUUCUUGAGAGGGGAGGCGAACAUCGAUGAACAGCUGGAGCAGGAACUUUACCAGAAUUUACCUGGAUUGCUCCCAGAUGAAGAUGAGAAGUAAAGUUAUAUCUGUGCUUAAAGGUUUUGCCUUGACUAAAUGGGUUGUCAAUAGUCUUGACUCAAUUAUCCAACUUUAUUUAUAUAGCCUUUAAUCACAAAUGUCUCAACGGGCUUUCAAACCCAUGUUUUCCUUCUACGUUUUUUUGCAAUGUAACAUCUGCAGGUUACUUGAAAUAUGUUUUUGUAAUGCAAACAGUUCAGAGUUUAAUAAAAUGGAACACAAUGAGGUAGUGGAAAUUUUAUUUACAAGAAAGGGCUCCCAUGGCAUGCACAGGAUGAAUUACUAGAGCCCCGAGAAAGGCAGGUAAGAGUCUAUAGAUGGAGAGAAGUGAACAGUAAAGUGAAAGUAAAAACAACAACAACUGAACUACACAUGCGGAUAAUGAUGCACAAUUUACAAAACAAAACCAGUCAGUCAAUCUUACCCCAACCGACCCCCUACACAAUAAAAAAGAAAA
Messenger RNA from Nerophis lumbriciformis (worm pipefish), 963 nucleotides. It is a transcript of the gene uqcc4, whose product is annotated as ubiquinol-cytochrome c reductase complex assembly factor 4. The record is from RefSeq and is a predicted model, not a curated record. Lineage: Eukaryota; Metazoa; Chordata; Actinopteri; Syngnathiformes; Syngnathidae.